Molecule: messenger RNA, 1497 nt
Organism: Ilyonectria robusta
Lineage: Eukaryota; Fungi; Ascomycota; Sordariomycetes; Hypocreales; Nectriaceae
Product: catalase
Exons: 8
Coding region: 1-1497 (498 amino acids)
Biological process (GO): hydrogen peroxide catabolic process; response to hydrogen peroxide
Cellular component (GO): peroxisome; mitochondrion; cytoplasm
Molecular function (GO): catalase activity; heme binding
Source: RefSeq, a predicted model, not a curated record
AUGGCUCGUACCAACAGCACAACCCCGACCUACACUCUUGCCGAAGGAUGCCCCUAUGCGGACCCAACCACUGCCCAACGCUUCAGUGAUGGGAGUCCCGUCAAGGGCCUGAUGCUCCUUCAGGACACCCAACUGAUCGAGACACUCGCACACUUCAACCGAGAGAGAAUACCUGAGCGCGUCGUCCACGCCCACGCAGUCGGUGCUUGGGGAGAGUUCGAAUUGACCCACGACAUUUCACAUUUGACUGACGCUCAAUUCUUGAAUGGCAUCGGCACCAAGAGCAAGGCUCUCAUCAGGGUGUCCACCGUUGGUCCUGGUUCUGGAUCAGCUGACACUCUGCGUGAUGUGCGAGGAUGGGCGCUGAAGCUCUUCACCGAAGAGGGCAAUCAGGACUUUGUCUUUAACGAUAUUCCUGUCUUUUUUGUCCGAGACCCAAUCAAGUUUCCGAGCCUCAACAGGUCCCACAAGAGGCAUCCUGCCACCAACAUGACCGAUAGCACCAUGUUCUGGGACUUCCACAACAACAACCAAGAAGGCAUCCACGCCCUCAUGAUGCUCUUUUCCGACCGCGGCACCCCCAAAUCGGUCCGAUACGUGAACGGAUACAGCGGCCACACUUACAAGCUCACUAAAAAGGACGGGUCUUUCUCCUACGUCAAGAUUCACUUCAAGUCGAACCAGGGCAACGACACCGUCACCGACGCCGAGGCCACUCGACUUGCCGGUCAAGACCCAGACAACCACACCGCAGACCUCUGGAACGCCAUCGAGUCUGGAAACUUCCCCACUUGGACUGCCUACCUCCAGGUCAUGACCCCGGAACAAGCCGAGACGUUCCGCUGGAACAUCUUUGACAUGACCAAGAUUUGGCCUCAUAGUGAAUUUCCCUUGAUGCCGUUUGGCAAACUCACUCUGUCAAGAAACCCCGGUAAUUACUUUGCCGACAUUGAACAAGCUGCCUUUUCACCCUCGACCAUGGUACCCGGUAUCGCACCCUCUGCGGACCCAGUCCUUCAAGCUCGCAUGUUUGCCUAUCCCGACGCAGCCCGGUAUCGCCUCGGUGUCAACUACCAGCACCUCCCCUGCAACCGCCCCGUCUGCCCAGUCUACAACCCGUAUCAGCGCGAUGGAUUCAUGAAUGCUACGGAGAACUACGGGGCCGAUCCCAACUACGUGAGAUCUUCGCUCAAGCCCAUUAAAUUCGAGGGAACUGUUGGAGCAAACGGCAACGCGGCAGGCGGCCAUCAACAAUGGGUUGCAGGUGCCAUCAGCAGCUACACCUCUGAGUUGACAGACGAUGAUUUUGCACAGCCGCGAGCCUUCUGGAACUUACUGGCGAAGCAGGAAGGCCAGCAGGAGCAUCUGGUUAACAACGUCGCCGGGCAUCUCGGGUCUGCCGAUCCCAUCAUGCACAAGGAUGCACUCGCUAUGUUUGCGCGUGUCGAUCCGGAACUGGCCGAGAGGAUCAAGAAUGCCCUUCCCCAGUCAAACUAA